AUGCCAUAUCCUAAUGAUCUUAUCAUAGAAGACGGGCAAAACAAAAUGAUAAUGGACGAGCUUUCCUAUGACCGAGGGAAGUUAGAAGAGGAGUUCCAGCGACUGUUUCAAGGAUUAACAACUGAGCAACGUGGAAUUUACAAUGAAAUUAUGUCAGCUGUAUCACGAGGAAAAGGAGGGGUGUUCUUUGUAUAUGGAUACGGAGGAACAGUUGGAGGGCCAAAUGAUGGUGAGGCCGAUAUUGAAAUACCCCGUGAAAUGUUUGUAGAUGGGGGACAUGACCCUAUUGCGACAAUAGUAGAAAGCACAUAUCCUGACAUAGCGGAUCACAUUUGGGAACCAAGUUAUUUUCAAGAAAGAGCUAUUCUUGCUCCAACCAAUGAAAUUGCUGAGACGGUUAACGAUCACGUGUUAUCUCAAUUGCCAGGUGAAGAAAGAACUUACUUGAGUUCAGAUGCAAUUUCAGUGGAGGAAGGAAAUUUUGGAAUUCAUGAGAUGUAUUCAACAGAGUUCCUAAAUACAAUUAAAUGCGGAGGAUUACCAAACCAUAGUAUACGACUGAAGGUUGGAGCACCAGUGAUGCUCCUAAGGAAUAUUGAUCAAAGUUCUGGGCUAUGUAAUGGCACAAGAUUGGUCGUUAAGCACUUAGGCGAUCGCAUUAUAGAGGCUAUUGUGGUAUCUGGUAGUAAUUUGGGCAAUAAGUCUUCAUUCCACGAAUGA
This is a messenger RNA of Beta vulgaris subsp. vulgaris (sugar beet), 720 nucleotides long. RefSeq lists its product as uncharacterized. Bases 1 to 720 code for a protein of 239 amino acids. The transcript has 2 exons. The record is from RefSeq and is a predicted model, not a curated record. Gene Ontology annotation, molecular function: DNA helicase activity. Lineage: Eukaryota; Viridiplantae; Streptophyta; Magnoliopsida; Caryophyllales; Amaranthaceae. Gene Ontology annotation, biological process: telomere maintenance; DNA repair.